AUGUCAUACAACAAAAACCAGAUCUUCUUCUCGGUCGAUAACCAGACGCCCUUCACCUUAGUCCCAAAUCCAACCACAUUCAGUGACUGGGGAGACUUUGGCGCAGGCCCGACAACAAUCAAACCUUUCCAAAAAGGAGACGCCGGCCAUGUAAUAUCGUCGAAAUCACCAUUCUGUGGCUCCGCAGGAAUAGUCGGGUAUUCACUCACCAGCAAGAAUGGCGCCACUAUUUACAUUCGCUUCCUUGCAAGUAACCCGUACCUGAGCGUUCGAGACAACUGGGCAUGCGUCUCGUUAUCUUCUAUCGACCAGGGCAUCAACCAAGACACUUACAAUCACCAUUAUUACAACGAACCUCAGCAUGCCAGCAUGUCCUUUGAAGAGAGGACUCUUAACCUUACUUCGAAUAUUGGUCAUGCAGACCGGGCGACGGCAACGUUCGUUUUGACUUACGUGUAA
This is a messenger RNA of Fusarium odoratissimum NRRL 54006, 459 nucleotides long. RefSeq lists its product as uncharacterized. The transcript has 3 exons. NCBI's taxonomy places the organism in Eukaryota, Fungi, Ascomycota, Sordariomycetes, Hypocreales, Nectriaceae. The record is from RefSeq and is a predicted model, not a curated record. The coding region runs from base 1 to 459 and encodes 152 amino acids.